This is a messenger RNA of Effrenium voratum, 2850 nucleotides long. Lineage: Eukaryota; Dinophyceae; Suessiales; Symbiodiniaceae. The record is from the annotation of a GenBank genome assembly.
AUGGUUUGGUGCGCCGCCUGGAGCGCGGACCCGGUGAUGGCGGACUCCCUGGACGCGGAGACGAAGAUCAAGAGCCUGCAGAGCAGCUGCGCGGACGGCCGAGGCAAUCAAUGCGGCACGUUCUGGGUUUAUGAUCUCGAUGACAUCGAUGAUGCUGAUGCCGACGGCGUCUCCAGUCAGGCGGACUACGACGACAUCUACAAGUGGAAGUUCAAUCAGGAUGUGGACAUCAUUGUAUCCGGGCUGACAGAAGAGACGGACUACCCCUUCAUCUACUGCUUCGCCCAGGAUGAUGAGGUCCCGGCCAACAAGAUGAUCUUCAACGGCGGCGGGGAGCUGGGUCCCAGCAACAUCUACAGCAUGCAGCAGGAGAUCGGAACGGUGCAGACCUUGGACGAGUCGCCGCCCGUCUUCGACCUGCUGCAGAUCGCAGACCCCACGGCGCUGAACGACCGGAUUGUGGUCACCUUCAAGCUCAACGAGGCUGGCACUGCAUACUGCCGCACCAAGAGGAGCGAUUCGGCAGAGCCCACACUGCACAUCAACCAAAUCCUGUCGGCGGACUUCUCGCAGGAGAUCAUCGACCCAGUGACGGAGACGGGUACCAUUACCAUCACCAGCUUGGAACGGCGAGAUCCCACCAGCAUCAUCUACGAAGCCUCGCAGUAUGACAUCUACUGCUGGGCCAAGGAUAGCGCGGUGGAUACCCAUGGCUUUGCGCGGCCCAACUACAUGUCUCAGAGCUAUGUCGAAACUCCCGUGGGCGUCAACGUCAAUGCCCCUGCUGGAGGCCUCACGCAGAACGUUUGGGUCACAGACUCCACAGCUCCCUCCAUCAUCGUGGUGGCCCGCGAGGCCCUGGGGGAGUCCAUCAUCCAAGUCACGCUGCAGCUCAGCGAGCCGGGCACUGUGUGGUGCCAGGUGGCCGAUCAGGAUGCCUCCGCGUUCGCGGGGCGCUACUGCCAGAACAGCGCCAUCGACUGGCUGACGAGCUCGGACCCCUGCUACUACGAGACCUGGAUUCAAGGAGUUGAUCGCGGCACGGCGGACUCCACUCGCUUCAUGGCGGAGGUCCACACGCCUUACCAGGACUUCGAUAUUGACAUGACUCGCAUCGAAAAGAUCACGGCUACAGUGGCUGGAGAGGCCAUGGUGGGAAAUUACUUCUACUACGUGUGGUGCUUCGCGCAGGACGAUUGGGUGAAUCAGGCGCCGUCCCCGGCUCCCUCACCCUCGUUUGUGGCACCCACGCUCCCCAACAAGGUGGACCAAGCGCACAUGACGGCGGUGAACCUGGCCAUCGGGCAGGUCACCACUCUGGAUCAGACAUCGCCGGUCUUCACGGGCUCUCCAGUCAGCACUGCGAUCUCGGAGACGUCAUUGCGCAUCACACUGACCCUGGACGAGACAGGCGUGAUUUGGUGUAUGCCGGUGCGCACCGGCUUUGCGGAGCCCAGCAUCAAUGAGAUCCUCCAGAACAACGAGUUCAACAGCGCCUGCGGCACCACGGCGUGCGCGGUGACGAUGGCCGGCCUUGAUGCCAAGACCCAGUACGACAUCUGGUGCUAUGCGGAGGACGACAACGUCUACCCACAGAUCCCCAAUGGCCAGAAGUUCACGGCCGGCGAGGUCGUGACCCUCAGCACCCUGGACACCACGCCGCCGGUGCUCACCAUCGUCUCGGCCGAGAGCCCCAUCAGCACGGACAUCCGCAUCAAGGUGAAGCUGGACGAGCCGGGCACCGUGUGGUGCAACUCUUUCCAGACAGGCACGGGCUACGGAACUCCCAACUUCGCAGCGGUCUCCGGUGGCGGGUUCCGGGGUUACGUGGGCUUUUCCGGCCUGUCGCCCAAUAGCCCCAUCAACACCAACGUGGAGGUCGUGGUCACCGGUUUGGCGGAGCUCACGGACUAUGAUACGUACUGCGCUGCAGAAGAUGCGUCGACUUUGCCCUCUGUCAACUACAUGGCGCAGGCGGACAUUCUGAACACGGCGCCUCUUGUGGGUCAGAUCACCACGCUGGACCAAUCCCCUCCCGUCUUCACGGAGCUUGGUGCCAAGGGCACCACCGAGAACAACAUCCAGAUCACCUUCAAGUGCAACGAGGCUUGCCGGGGCUACUGCCGCGUCACCCGCAGCGACUCGGGGGAGACGAGCCUCAGCAUCAACCGCAUUCUGAAGGCCGACUACUACGCGGACCAGCUGGGCGAUGCGUCGGCCUCCGCCACCAUCGAUGUGUCGCGCCUGGAGGACGAUGCCAGCCUCGCGCUGCUGGAGAGAGCCACACUCUAUGACGUCUACUGUUGGAGCCGGGACGAAGCGGUGCAGCAUUCCUGCUAUGCGCAGGCGCCCAGUGCAUCAUGCACUACCUACCCGCGCAGGAACUACCAGGCGCAGAGCUACGUGGACACGGCCUUCGGCGGCACACCGCCGGCUACGGUCACCAACGUCGCGGGCCUGCCCGGAGGGAAAAUUCUGCACGUUCGUACCCCGGACAUCACACCUCCCACCAUCAUCUUUGUGGAAGCGGAGUCCACGCAAGAGUCCUCCAUCACUGUGACGCUGCAGCUGGAUGAGCCUGGCACCGCGUACUGCAAAGCGUACACCUCAGUGCAGACGGUGGAUGCAGCCCUCUACACCGCUCUCACCACCGCACCGCUCUACAAGAACACCAUCACCAACUGGAACAACAUCUACAAGAACUUCGACAUCACCGUGUCAGGGCUGACCAUGGAGACGAAGUACUACGUCUACUGCGCCGCGGAGGACGACGAGCUGGUGGAGGGGGCCACCACCAUCGACCCGGCGCCCACCCAGACGCGCCACAGCCUUGGCAAUCCCUCCAAGUGA